Messenger RNA from Erythranthe guttata (spotted monkey flower), 1335 nucleotides. Its product is annotated as S-adenosyl-L-methionine-dependent methyltransferases superfamily protein. The record is from RefSeq and is a predicted model, not a curated record. NCBI's taxonomy places the organism in Eukaryota, Viridiplantae, Streptophyta, Magnoliopsida, Lamiales, Phrymaceae.
AAUUUUAAAAAUUGGAAUGAGAAAAUUGUUCAAAAGUUGCAAAUUUGUUCUAAUUUCUACCCCAAAUUUGAAGUGUUUAUAAAAAAUUAUGUACCAUUUUGUAAUUAACAAAAGAAUAGGGGUGUCAAAAGCAAUUAUCAUAAACAAGAAAUAGGAACUACUAACAGUCAACUGGUUUAACGGUUUUAGGGUUUCUCUCUCUCUCAACAAUCCGCUCUCUAAUUUCGAAGAAAAAUCAAAGGCGGGAAGUGUCCAAUUUUUCGAAAUAUGGAUCCACCGGCGGCCCCCAAAUGCGACGUCGCUCCGGCUACAGCUUCCGCGUAUCUCGACCCCCAAUACUGGGAUCAGAGGUUUGCUCAAGAAGAGCAUUACGAAUGGUUCAAAGAGUAUUCUCAUUUCCGUCACCUCAUACUCGAACACAUUCAGCCCACCUCUGCUGUAUUGGAGGUGGGGUGUGGAAAUUCUCAGCUGUGCGAAGAACUGUAUAGAGAUGGAAUCGCUGAACUUACCUGCAUUGAUUUGUCGUCUGUGGCUGUUGAUAAGAUGAAGAAACGGUUACUUUCGAAGGGCUAUAAAGGAAUUAAAGUGCUGGAAGCUGACAUGUUAGACUUGCCGUUUGAAGAUGAAUGUUUUGAUGUUGUCAUCGAGAAGGGAACCAUGGAUGUAUUGUUUGUGGACUCGGGAGAUCCUUGGAAUCCAGAACCUGUAACGGUGAGCAGAGUAAUGGCAAUGCUUGAAGGUAUUCAUAGAGUUCUUAAACCCCACGGCAUUUUCAUCUCCAUCACCUUUGGCCAGCCGCAUUUCAGGCGUCGUUUUUUUAACGCUCCCACAUUUACGUGGUCAGUUGAGUGGAGAACGUUUGGCGAUGGAUUUCAUUAUUUCUUCUAUAUUCUGAAGAAGGGCGAAAGAUCAUCGGAUAACAGUGAAGAUACUGAAAAGAUUGAAGUCCUGCCAUCUAUAUCUCUCUUCCAUGAAGAAUUAGACAACGAGGACUAUUUAUUUCGUACAAAUCUUGAUGAAAUGUGAAAGAUUGGCAAUUUGUGCCCUGAAUGAAGAUGAGCAAAUCGGGUCAACGAACAACGCUAAGCAUCUACACCUUGCCCGUAAUUUCAACGGAGUUUACUUUAGUUGCUACAAGCUGAAAGCGUUUCCGUUCGAAGAUGGUGGAAAUGAGACGAAACUAACAUUCAUUUGUUUAAUUUGGUGUAUCCAUAUAAAUUUUGGAGAAAAUAUUUGCUACAACUAUAUAUUGUUGGGGAAUAGAGAUUUGCUUUUUUGAACAUGUGUUGGGUUUAAGCAUGUUGUUGCUUGUGUUAAUUAUGAAUCCUUGAUGUA